AUGGGUCAUCCGGGCAGGGUCCUCAAGUUCGCCCGAAGCGACGACGACUCCCAGUAUGUCCUAUUAUACGUCGACCCCAACGGGCCCAACCCUUUAGACGUCAAGAUCCAGGCCACCGAAGGCGAAGCAGAGUACGGCGCAACAUGUGAGCACCGCUCCCACUGUCAAGUCAGGCAAAACGCCAUUGAUUCAUUAAUGGUCAAGAACUGCCCCGUAUCCGCACCAGAAUGGCAGCAGAUUGUCGAGAACCUGUUCCGCCAAGAACAACCCGCAGAUAUACAAGCCGUCGCCACAGUAACCCCGGACUCUUCCAUGUCCAUAGUCGUUCGACGGUCAACGCGGGGAGUCAUACAACGCCUCGGCUCGUUCACACUACCAGCCGUACCCGGCGGCGAGCUCAACGUACUAGACUGGUGCGCCACAGCUGUCGACGCCGCAGCCGAGAGCAAGCAUGCCGCCAUGGAAGAAACCCAAAGGGUUCGCCAGAUGGAAACCGAAGUGGCCAACCUGAAGCGCCAACUCGAGGAGCUCAUACAAGCCAAGGACGAGGACGAGACUGCGCUUUUCCUCAAGUUCCGCGACCUGCUCAACGAGAAGAAGGUCAAGAUCCGUGAGCAGCAGAAGAUCAUAGCAUCAACUAAUGCUGCCGGCGUCCAUGGCGAUGAGAAGUCCGAAUCCCCCUCUGAAGCCCCGGCCUCACAGACGGCACUGCCAGAGAGGAGUCGCAAGGCGGGCCGAUCCAGGGACGCGAAGAGAAAGGCGGCUGCUACACCUGUCCCCGACGAGGAAGAAGUUGAAGAAUCUCCCGAGCCUAUGGACGUUGAAAAGGUCAAGUCGGAACCGGAAGAGACUGAUAGCGGAGGCGAGACGGAGGCCACCGAGUCUGCUGAUUCCAGCGAGGAAGAUCCAGAAGGAGAAGAAGAAGCGCCGGGAAAGACCAUCGACAGGGGACCAUCCACACCUUCUGCUAAGCGUCCAGAGCCACCUAAGAAAGCAUCGGCACAGCCGCCGGCUAAGAGGAGUCUACCCUUUGUUAAGAGCAAAUCGAAGCCCCAAGCUGCGCCCAGACCAAUAACUGCCGGCGCAGAUGAUGACACAGAUUCAGAUGAUGAGCUCUAA
Geosmithia morbida is the source of this 1119-nucleotide messenger RNA. RefSeq names its product DNA double-strand break repair and V(D)J recombination protein XRCC4. Gene Ontology annotation, biological process: DNA recombination; double-strand break repair. Lineage: Eukaryota; Fungi; Ascomycota; Sordariomycetes; Hypocreales; Bionectriaceae. The transcript is spliced from 3 exons. Bases 1 to 1119 code for a protein of 372 amino acids. Gene Ontology annotation, molecular function: DNA binding. The record is from RefSeq and is a predicted model, not a curated record. Gene Ontology annotation, cellular component: nucleus.